Caenorhabditis angaria is the source of this 1735-nucleotide messenger RNA. The record is from the annotation of a GenBank genome assembly. NCBI's taxonomy places the organism in Eukaryota, Metazoa, Nematoda, Chromadorea, Rhabditida, Rhabditidae.
AUGAGUGAAUAUAUUUGUGUUGCUAACAAUGGAAUUCCUCCAGAUGAUUCGCUAACAGUUAAAUUAAUGGUAUCAUGUAAGUCAAAGAACCUAAUUAUAAUGGGCCUAUGCAAAAUAAUAUUUUGUAAUAAAAAACAUAUUUUUCCUAUGCAGAAAAACGUCGAAAAAACAAAAUAUACAAUUUUUUGAGUAAAGACAGCGUGAAAUUGAGAGAGUGCAGACAGACAAAUAAGUUUUUCUGUAUUUUUUGUGCGAAAAACUAAUUUGUCUGUCUGCAGUCUCUCAAAUUCACAUUGUCUCUACUCUAUAAUUGUAUAUUUUGUUUUUCGACGUUUUCUGCAAAGGAAAAAUAUGUUUUUUAUUACAAAAUAUUAUUCUGCAUAGGCCCAUAACCCUAGACUAACAAUUUCAGUCAAACCAUUGGCUCAAGCACAAUCUCCGCGAGUUCACGCGGGUCUCGGAACAACUGCGAGAUUAGUUUGCACAUCAGAAGCUUGGCCGAGACCACAAAUGAGUUGGGAGAAGGAUGGAGAGACGAUUUAUGAGAAUAAUAACUUUUCUAUGGUAAGCAUGCCAGAGAUUAGUGUCUUAGUGUCAAAAUCUGCUGUAAAUUCGAUUUUGAACAUGGGUUAUGACGUGGCAAAAUUAGAAAAUUUCUGACUUUACAACUCGUAAAGUUAGGAAUUUUCUAAUUUUGCCACGUCAUAACUCAUGUUCAAAAUUGAAUUUAGCAGUCGAUAUUAUCGAAAAUCUCAUCGGUACCACGCGCUCCACCGAAAUAAACACGCAACGCAUCAGACCGCGCCGCGCCACAACACACAAUAAAAAAGGGAACGAUUCAAAUUCCUCCCUUUUUUGUUUGUGUUGUGGCGCGACGCGGUCUGCGUUGCGUGUUUAUUUCGGUGGAGCGCGUGGUAACCGAUGAGAUUUUCGAUAAUAUCUACCAAAAAACCAUACUCCAUACAAAAUUUGAUGUUUUUAGUCGCACACAACUUCUGGACAAUAUCACACUGUUCAUAUUCUCGAAAUUCGACAUGUUCAUCAUCAUAAUUUUGGAAAUUAUCGAUGUGUUGCCAAAAAUGAUAAUGGAAUCAGUCAUUCAGAAGUUGAACUAAUUCGUAAGUCGAAUCCCUAACAUUUUAUAGAGAAAUUUAAUCAAAAUUUGUCUACAGAAAAUCAUAAUCACCACCAUCACAAACAUCAUAAUGACAAAACACACUAUUUGAACACAAAUGUUGUUCCUGAAGGUAAUUUUGCUUCUCCACCUACAUUUUCCACUUUCUUGCUUGCUGUGCACCUUUUUUUUCACUUUUUUUAAGGAUCUGCUACGAAUUUUGGGAUCACUGUAGAUGAUGAAGAUUCUUUGGGUACUUCUAAGCAUGAUUAAAGUAUUUAUUGUGAAAAGCUUUCCUUUUUUGCAUGUUAGAUAGACCUGUCCGCAAAAACACUGCAACCUCAUAACUCAACGUGUUUUUGCAGACGAAGUUCCGCCUCCACCGCCACCGGAAUACGAUUGGGUGAAGCCGACAAAUGCGGCUGGUGGAAUUGCACGUAGACAUCAUGAUACGCAACAACACUCUCGUUCAGGCAUGAUAAAACACUUUCAAAAACAUUAUAUUCAAAUUUCCCAACGAAAAUCCUAAUUUCAGAGCUUCGAUCAGUCAAUCAAUCAUCUACUUCAUUAUCCACAAUUUUCACUUUAUUCGCCACUUUUGUUUUCUUCUACGGGUUCUAA